AUGCAAGAACUCCUCAGGAGCUUGGACCAGCUAGAAUCCUUGAAGGCUCAGCGCCUACCCCCGAUAAAGCCACUGAACCUGGUGGUCAUCACUGACGGCGUAACAGAUGAUCCGGAAACUCUCAUUCAAACAAUUUUGAGCAUUGUCGGUCGAUUAGAAGAGGGGAACUUUCCACUAAAUGAGGUCGGCGUUCAAUUUAUACAAAUCGGGUGCAGCUCAGAAGCAACAAAACUCUUGAAAACCUUGGAUGAUGACCUAAAGAAGAUAUAUGGGGUUAAGAGGGAUAUUGUGGAUACUACACCAUACAAAGGGAAAUUGACUGGGGAUUUCGUGCUGAAAUGCUUGUUGGGAGGUGUAAAUAGAAGAAUUGAUAAAAGGAGUUAGUUACUUGACAGGAAUACAUCAGAAAUAAUCCACACAGUUGCAUUACACAAGGAAUUAAGCAACUUCAAUUUUGUAAUAAUCUAUCUCUUGGUCCAUACAAAUACAUGAUGAUUUGAUGAUUCAAAAUUUCAUCCCAAGUUAAUUAAAUAUGAUUUUCUUAAGAAUAAAAUACAUUCAUAUGACUAACAAUUUCAUGCAUGUAUGAUUUCACAUCUUGGUUUUGAUGAAGGUAGUUUCUCUGAUUUUGCAUGUCAGCUCAAUUGAAAUCCCAAUCAUUCACAGAGGAAUUUUCUGAAGUAACUCAAUUUAUUGAAUGGCCACAAGGAA
This is a messenger RNA of Puccinia graminis f. sp. tritici CRL 75-36-700-3, 711 nucleotides long. RefSeq lists its product as uncharacterized. NCBI's taxonomy places the organism in Eukaryota, Fungi, Basidiomycota, Pucciniomycetes, Pucciniales, Pucciniaceae. The coding region runs from base 1 to 384 and encodes 127 amino acids. The transcript has 5 exons. The record is from RefSeq and is a predicted model, not a curated record.